Symbiodinium sp. CCMP2456 is the source of this 1383-nucleotide messenger RNA. NCBI's taxonomy places the organism in Eukaryota, Dinophyceae, Suessiales, Symbiodiniaceae. The record is from the annotation of a GenBank genome assembly.
AUGCCAAUCGGGCGUUGUCGGUCUUGGGAGGAAGCUCUGGCGGCCGAGCAUGACAAGGUCACUGCCUUUGAAGCCAGAUUCCACGCUUUCAUUGUGGAGGUGGUCCAGUGGGUCAAGCAGGUUCCAGAAGGAGGCAUGGCACUGCUUCCCGCCGGUUGGCUGCGCAACAGCGUUUCCAAAGAAGAGGAAGAUGCAGACGAUUCUGGGCACUGCGUGUUGCUGGUUCUCGUUCGCGGCAGAGAAGAGAGCAGCGAGACUUGUGAUUUGGCUGUCGUGAACACUGGAGACGGCUUGCAGUAUCACCCAGCGGUAGCUAGCGGGCAAGCUCCACAUCCCAGCAUGCCAUUGAGGGAUGCUUUGGUGCUUUCGGGCUGCAGUCGUGCAGGUUUGUGUUCCAGUGCAUUUUGGUACCUCAUCUACCGCCAGCUGCUCUUCCCCUGCGACUCCAACGGGCCGCGAUUCCUGUAUGGAGUUGUUCUUCCAUUCGCAAACAAAAAGCCCUUGAGACUCAACAACGGCUCCAAGUCUGAAAAAUGGACAAGGCCGUUGCCGAUUCCAGCAGGAGGUGAUAAGUCAUUCGCGCUUUGCGUCGAGCGGGCUCUGCUACUUUGUUUUGCCGCCGCCGGCCUCUCGAAGGACGAGGCGUCAUGGUGGGCCAUGGUGAGAUCGCGUGUCGGUCUGCUGGAGACUAUCGAAGAGGCCUUGCCAACUGAAGCCUCCAGCACCACACCUGGAGAACUAGCUCUCGUCCAUGUGGCUGCGUCGGCUCUCUGCCGCGCUGCAGCCGAGCAUGCUCAACACUUCAAAGGCAGCAGGUAUCCGGAGCCUGGUGCAUACGAGGAGGUGCGGAGGCUUGCUGACAGGGUUUUGCAGAAAGUCGCCCUUCUGGAAGAAUCUGGGGGAGAGCUGCAGUCUGCACAACCACCCCCCGCAGCCUUGCCAAAUCUACAAAAAUCAGCCACUCGCUUUGAGCACUUUGAGCGGCUGGUGAAGGAGGAUGUAGAGAAGCUGAAAGGGGAAGUGGUGCUGACAUCUCGCUUGCAAGAGGAAAUCAUUGAGGCUCUUGUGUUCCUUCAGGCCGGUUUCGAUCCGAACGCCGCUGGAAGCGGCAUCAUGCUGCCGCUUGACAGUCUUGGCCUCAAGGCUCAGUUGCUCACUUUGCUCAUCAACCAGCAGGACCAGAUAGCCCAUGCUCCUGCGUCCUGCUUCGCGGUCGUGGCCCACCUGCUGACGCGACUUCUUCCAAUGCCAUUGCCUAUAGAUCACCCUCGCAAGGCCGAACUCUGUUUCUGGAGCCAAGAUAUGGUCUAUGAGACCAAGGUCCCUGCCUCAACAAGACUGCGACCUGGUGCGGUGCGGCGAAAUGUUCAAAGUUGCGAUUAA